AUGUUGGCCACAAAGCCCCUACCUGUCCCUGUGCGCCUGAAAAGAACCAAGACAGGUUGUACGUCUUGCAGAAAGGCGAGGAAAAAGUGCUGUGAGCAAAAGCCUCAGUGCGCCCGAUGUUCUCUCAAAGGACUGGGCUGCGUAUAUGACUUCGUCGAGAAACCCCGUCCAAAGUACUCCCGAAAGACCUCACCAGGCUCUCAAAGAGCUCGCCACACCCUCCGGGGUCAUCGAAUAAAGCCAGAGGAAGGUUUCAUGCACACCUUUGAGGUAGCCAAGCCAACUGUGGCGCAAUCGCCCGAGAGGAAGAAGGAGGCCUGCACGCCUCCAAGCCAACUUGACAUGGACCUUUGCAACAUGGACAUAGACGAGUCACUGGAUUUCUUCGAAAACCUGGGCAGCAGCAGCGACUCGGAAGCCUGUUCACUUCUCACCAACAACAUCACUGACGACUCGGCGUCAGCACGCUCACUCUCCGUCGAUCCUAGCUCACUUCCACUCGAACUACAAUUUCCAGCGUUCUCCGAUUUCGCCGACGACAGCCACAGCAGGAAGCUUCUGCAGUACUUUUGCGACACGCUUUCCCACCUUAUCGUUUUCGUGGAAGAGCCGAACAACUCGUUCCAGAGUCUGGUCGUCCCACUCGCUUACCCCAACUCGCCCGUCCUUCAUGCUAUAUGUGCUUUCACCAGUAGACAUCUCGAGAAUAUCGGUAUCCAAAACGACAGACAUUCCUCAGAGUACCAAACAAUGGCGGCAAAGGGGGCGUUUGAGUUAGUGAGGUGGAGGUGUCAACACGAGGAGGUGUUAGCAACCCUCAUGCUAUUAGUAUACUACGAAUCGCUCACGUCUUCCAACACCUCCGAGAUGGCCAUUGGGCAUCUCCAAGCAGCAUUUCUCGUCCUCAGUUCUACCCCAGAGUCGGAAAGAACGGAGAGCAUACGGUUCCUUGAAAAGGCUUUUCAUUACUACGAUGUGAUAUCGGCAUUGUCCCUCGGAAUCAGCCCAGUUUCCGCUGUGCCAAUGUCCGACUACACAUACCCGCUUGCCGUUCUACCGCCUCCAAGGCAAAGCAACGGGGCACACGGCGACCCUUUUCUUGGGGCGAUGGUAGACCUUUGGCCGGUCUUGUACCGCCUCACCAUGGUCGGGUCUUUGAAAGAGGAACUCGAUGCCGCUCUUGUCGCAAACGAAAACAGAAAGGCUGCCGUCCUCCAGGUGGAAUUCGAGGCAACGACAAAGGCAAUUGAGAAGGCGCUUCAAGAUUGGCAGCCCGCUAUCAAUAAUAAGGACGUUGUGCCGUCUACUCAGGAGGAAGAAGCUCGCGUGCUAGCAAUGGGCCACAACUCUCUGGCCUACCGCCAUAGUGCGCUGUUGUACUUGCACCGCAGCAUCUACGGAUAUCCUAUGAAACACCCCGAUGUCCAAAAGAGCAUCAGGCUGUCUCUGGAGAAUUGUGCGGCGGUUGUCACGUCGGGUGGGCCGGUGAAUGCCCUUUUAUGGCCCCUUUUCGUGGCAGCAUACCACGCCGUAACGGAUGAUGAUCAGGGUCUGGCAAAAGUUUUGUUUGCGGAGAUUGAGAGACGACAGGGGAUGAGUAACGUGGGAGGAGCUCGAGAAGUUGUGUUUAACAAAUGGGCUGCCGCAGGCGUGGACAGCAUAGACUACGGUGACAAAACAUGGACAGGAAUUACAAGAGGCAUGGAGCAUAAAAUAAUCAUGGGCUAA
This is a messenger RNA of Colletotrichum truncatum, 1728 nucleotides long. The record is from RefSeq and is a predicted model, not a curated record. NCBI's taxonomy places the organism in Eukaryota, Fungi, Ascomycota, Sordariomycetes, Glomerellales, Glomerellaceae.